This is a messenger RNA of Drosophila eugracilis, 2199 nucleotides long. Its product is annotated as dual specificity protein phosphatase 3. The record is from RefSeq and is a predicted model, not a curated record. Gene Ontology annotation, cellular component: cytoplasm. The transcript has 7 exons. Gene Ontology annotation, molecular function: protein tyrosine/serine/threonine phosphatase activity; MAP kinase phosphatase activity. Gene Ontology annotation, biological process: protein dephosphorylation; negative regulation of MAPK cascade. The coding region runs from base 479 to 1186 and encodes 235 amino acids. NCBI's taxonomy places the organism in Eukaryota, Metazoa, Arthropoda, Insecta, Diptera, Drosophilidae.
AGUCGCAAAAAAGUGCCCGUCGCCAGAACGCUGAUCAAAAGAAAACUAAACAAAAAAAAUAAGAAAAACAGCAAACAUUUGAGAUAAAUAAAUAAAUUCGAAAUAGCAAUAGUAAGUGAGUGAAGAGCAGCCAAGAAGAGAAGCAGCCGAAAAACCGAGAGCUGCCUGCAAAAUCGAAUCUUUUGUGAGGAACAAAAAAGAAAACACACACAAAAAAAAGGAAACGCCAACACGAGAGGAUAACGAAGGCACAGCCACCCGCUAGCGUGCGACCCCCUUCCAUCAGUCCAUCAAUCCAUCAGUCGUCCAUCCAGCCAAACUAUCUUCCCAUAUCAGAUAUAUAUAUAUAUAUAUAUACAUAUCUGGACUAUCCAGAUAUCCAGGAGAGCGAAAGGAGAGCGGAAAUAGGAGCAGAAGCGGGAGCGGGAUCCAUACACAACCGACAACACAACAAACCCAAAACACACACUCCACAAAGAUGUCAUGGAGAUAUGCGCUUCUCACAGACAGAUACAGCAGCAGCAUCGGCGAUAGAUAUAGUCCCCACUAUUAUCAGUCGCCCAGCCGCUUGGAGACCUCCGAACAGACCACUGGCCGUCAGCUGCAGCGUGUCCUGCACUACUCAAUGGCCCCUAGCCGGGCACUGCCAGGACUCCGUCGCGCCGAAUGCGCCAUUCACGACGUUGACUGUGAUGAGGUCUAUCCGGGCAUCUAUAUAGGCGAUGCUGCGGCGGCCAAAAACAAAACUUAUCUGCGGAUGAUGGGCAUUACCCAUGUCCUGAAUGCGGCCGAGGGAUGUCGAUAUGGUCAGGUGGAUACAGGACAUAGUUACUACAGGGAUAUGCCCAGCAUCAGACGCAACCAUAAGGAUUGUGUUUUUAGGUACAUGGGCUUCCCCAUGGUCGAUGCCCCAACGACAGACAUCUCGCGCUACUUCUACGUGGCCUCCAAGUUCAUCGACAGCGCCAUCAGCAGCGGCGGUAAAAUCCUUGUCCACUGCCUGGUGGGCAUGUCACGUUCGGCCACCUGUGUCCUGGCCUAUCUGAUGAUCUGCCGGAAAAUGUCAGCGGUGGAUGCGAUACGCACAGUCCGUAUGCGUCGCGAUAUUCGGCCAAAUGAUGGAUUCCUGCAGCAAUUGGCCGAUUUGGAUAUGGAACUCAAGCGCAAGAAUCUAUAUCCCUAUUAAGAGAGAGAGAGAGGGAGAUCUUUGGGAUUGAGUUAGAAGAUACAACCAAAGAGAGAGGGGCUUGAUUCUUCAAAGAAUCCAGCAAACUAACCAAAAAAAAAAAAGAAAAAAAUAAGAUUAUUAUUAUGAAAAAUGAAAAAUGAAAAGUGAAAAAAUGAAAAAUCGUUGUUCUAAACAAAAGAUAAAACUUGAAGCCUACAAAGCUAACGACUUAUAAUGGUAACUUGGUCUUCUGAUAUAUAUAAACUGUUCAUCCCCAAAACUGUAUAAUCACGGCAUAUACCAUAUAUAUUGUAGGAUAUAUAUAUAUAUAUAUAACCAGACGACAGAAGGGAAUCAAGUUAUCUCCACUAUCACGAUAAAAAAAAAAUGAAAAAGAAAACUCACACUUAGAGACCUAGAUUGGUAGAGCCACGAUCGUAGAGCAAUAUGUGCUAGACGAUCAACCUAUAUACCUUGCCUAUAUACCUUAGACAUACACAGAUUUAUAUACAUGUAUUCCGGAUCCACAUCUAUGCGUAUAUAUAUAUAUUUUCUAAGGCUCAUCUGUGUUAACGUUCUGUUCCAUCUCCAUUAUCUCCAUUAUCUCCCAAAUCCCUAACAUAAUAUCCAAACUUCUAUAUCCUCAAUUCCCCUCUAUAUAGCAAUCCCAACUCUUCCAUAACCAAAACAUAUAUAUAAGAAGAGCUGAAACUAGAUCAUGAAACAAACCAGAUACAUAUAUAUAUAUAUAUAUAUACUGAUAUAUAACUGUGUAACGGAUAUACAAGCAUGCGUUAUAUACACCUAUAUAUACCAUAUAUAUAUAUAUAACUAUAUACACCAAGUGUGGACAAUGUAAUAAAACCAAAUUCAUAUUUUCUAGAACAUGUACCAUGUUUAAGAGCAGAAACAAAAAUAACUAAACCAAAUCAAACGAGCAGAACAAGUAACUAAAAACUAAAACUAUACCUAAGAAGUGAUUAAUAAUAAACAAACAAAAAAAAAACAACAAAAAACAAAAACAAACUAAA